AUGGCAGCAAUUCAAGAACUCGAAGACCUUGAAAAGGUCGACGAAUCUUUACCUCGAAUCCCAGAAGACAUCACUCUUCGAACCCUAUCCACCCUCAACGUUGACCAUCUAAAGCAGCGCCUCUCGGAUGCAGGAGUCAAGCAUCAAGCCAAAAUCCUGAAAGCCGAACUCCAAGCUUUAUGGGCAUUCCAUACUAUGCGGAUCCUUGGCUUCUACGAAAAGCCACAAGAAGCGGAACUCUUCGUAAAGACUGUUCGAUGGUUCAAGAUUCCUGUGAGCCAAGUCUUGGUCGAUGUGAAGAGUGCUGGCUUGGGAAAAUGUGCGAAUAAAUGGGAUUACAUCGAAGCGCUGAUCAGAGAUGGAUACACCCCACCAGAUCCCAAGCUUGAGACGAAAGUGGUUGUACAAUAUCGCGGUGUUGUUGAGGAUGCACUGGCUGAGCUCGAUAUAAGCAAUGCAGCUUCCACUCCUCAUUAUUCUGUCGUCAACUUGUUGCUCAGCACCGUGUAUUCAGAUGUUGCGAAUGAUGGUACUUUCAGCUCCGUUGAUCUUGUGUUGCCUGGUUGUACCUUUCCCAGAGAUGAUCUUCUUAAACACAUUAAUCAACUCCCAUUAAUGACCAGCGCACACCACCUUCGGGAAUCCCUGAAAGUCCCAAGAAGCCCAGAGUUUGAUUUGCUGGGUUGGCUAUGCACCGAGCUUGGCCACAUCAUCUGUCCUGCCGAAGGCAAUUUGAAGAUAGCUGGCCUUCCGGAAUCAGCGCACCAGUUCAUCUUGGAGAAACCAGCCCAGACCAAACUUGAUUCUUUCGAAAAGAAUUUCAAGCAACACUAUGACAAUUCGAUCUUGCUCUUCCACGGAACAUGCCUGAAGAAUCUUCGCUCCAUACUCAGGUGCGGAUUCCAGCCUGCUCGGGACCGAAGGUUUGGCGCUGGGCUUUUCAUGGCAGAUCAGCCAUUCGGCUCAAGCUAUUACGCACAACAUCAGUCCCAAGCGGGUCGCAACCUGAGUCAUGAAUGGACGAAUGAUUUGUACACAAAUUAUGGAAUGCUCUUGUGUUGCGAAGUUACAGGCAAUGGACGAUUCGCUGAGCACGAAGGCGCAGGGCUCGACCGCUAUGAUGUUCAUGUCAUCAAACGACUCGACUCGAUUAUGAUUCGGCAUAUUGUGCUGUUGCCAUAUGCGGAAAUGUACAAACAAUGUAUUGAAGUAAAACUCAGACGGAGCAUGGUGGAAGGAGAUAUGUUGAAAGCUUUCAAGUCUAUUAGAGCGAAACAAAUUGGACUAAGUACUUAG
Mollisia scopiformis is the source of this 1296-nucleotide messenger RNA. RefSeq lists its product as uncharacterized. The transcript is spliced from 2 exons. Gene Ontology annotation, molecular function: NAD+ poly-ADP-ribosyltransferase activity. The coding region runs from base 1 to 1296 and encodes 431 amino acids. Lineage: Eukaryota; Fungi; Ascomycota; Leotiomycetes; Helotiales; Mollisiaceae. The record is from RefSeq and is a predicted model, not a curated record.